AUGAACCGCGACGAUGCCGACGCCGCCCUAGGCGUCGGCGCCCGUCGCGAAAGGUCGGGACAGGGAAGUGAGUACACAUCGCGACCCCACUCUGCCAAUGUGAUGUAUGGCCUGGCAGUGUACCCCGUCAUGCUGCAUGCCGGGCAGUACAAUCCUACACCGCGCAAGAACCGAAAGAAGGCCGACUGGAACAAUGGACCAGUCCCAGAGCCCUACCUCGCUCUCGCGCCGCCGCCGAUGGCGAGUUCGGCGCCAGAUCCUGUCCCAGGCGCUGGCGGCCUCAUCCUCCCCUCCGACUAUGUGCGAUCCAUCAAGACACCGCGUCCCACGAGCGGGUACGGUGCCAACCUCCUCUCUCCGCCAAGCAUCAUGCCAGGCGGUAGCAGCAGCGGUGGUGGUGGCAGUGACCGAGGCAACGGCGGUCGUCCACAAACGUGGUCGCCGUCGCCCGCUGCCGCACAAGGGAGAGGAGGUUACGCCGCAAACCUCCUCUCCCCACCAUCCAUCAUGCCUGGGGGCAAUCCAUCGCCGCCCCUUGUGCAGCAUGUCGGGCCUUCGCGCCCACCCCUCGUCCUCCACGGGGGGCGUAGCUCAAACAACAUCCGCACUCUCGGGCAAAUGGACGGCAGCUCGACGUCGCUGGGACGCCCCUCCUCACCCAACCCUCCGUCGCGCCGGAGGCCCCGCCGAGUCGUGCACAAUGUCGUUCUCUCGCGCCAGCCGACCGUCUCCUCUCGAGAAGAAGGACGUGCUCUCGGCCUCGCACGCGGAGCAAGCAUGCGCCGAACAAAUGUCUGGGACGAUCUACCAGAGUCCAACGACCCUUUGCCGCCAUUCCCCUUUCCGACAGCGAGCAACUCGCGACUUCCUCCAACAUUCUCCCCCCUACAGGAGACGGAGGAGGAGUAUGCAGCACCGUCGGGGGGAUACCUUCCUCCAUAUGUCGGUGAUCCAACGUCAGGUUCCAGCGGCAACAACGAACGCCCGCGCUCGCCACCACCAUCAUUCGACGCUGCGGUGGGUUCAAGCCUGCCUGUACCUGGUCAACGCGGCGCUUCGCACUCUGGAACUCCCAGCGUUGACGGCUCGUACGCCUCGCAUGACGAGACUGACGACGACGACGAAGACGAGCGCGAGGACCGACGGAUGUGGAAUGCCGACCUCCUUGCUGGUUAUUCUCUCGUGGAUAGAGUACGACGUGAGGCCGCACGGCGAGCCGACCGGCUACUCCGUUUACGCUCUGGAAACACCCCGGACCCCGUCCCCGUGCCGCGGCCACAUAACGAGACACGACCGCGACGAGAGACCGAAGUAGAGGCCGACAUUCGGCGAGCGGCCGAGGCUGCAUCGGCCCAGGCCCAUGCUGCCGAGGCUGCCGCUCAACGAGCUGAAGCUGCUGCCACUGCACGGCGUGCCGAGGCCGAGGCUUCUGCCACGGAAUCCGCUUUGGCGGUUAGUCGACGAACGGAGGUCGAAUCGGCCGUCGAAGAGGUCAGUGGUGGCAGGAAGAUGCCCAAGGACGAGCUCGAGACGGCUGUCCGCGAGGCAAUUGAAGUCCUCGGUACCGGACGCGCAAGCAAGGAGCAGAUCCUUCAAGCAGCAAGGGACGCUCUAGCGGCCAAGGCGGACAAGGCGAAGCGCGACAAGGAGACUGUUCAGCGCACCAGCCCGGCAGUGUUUGUCGAGACGUCUGGGCCAAAGGUCCUCACCCGGCCCGAAGAGCCCGGUGUGUUCUACCGUCUCGUGCAGAAGAAGGACCCCAAGCGUCCCAAGACUCCGAACACGCCGCACCAGAGGCAGGACGCCCUUCAACCUUCCACUGGCAGCACGCCACCACGACCGGCAUCGGCGGCAGCACGGGCAGACCCCAAUCGAGUGAACGCGGUCGAUACGAGCGAGCUGGACGAUAGACCCGGUUUCUUGUCCAACUCGCUACCUCGCAAUCGCCCUCGUAGCCACAGCAGCAGUGUCACAGACCGUGACCUGAGGCAGACCCUCCACGACUCGUCUGUCCCGGAUGUCCCUGUCAUUCCCGACUCGUUGAAACGUCAAAAUCGCAACUCGACAUCCACCUUCUCGGCCUUGACGAACAACAGUUCAACGACGAGUUUGGCCCAGUCUCAAGUAUAUGAGACCGGUCGUGAUCGCUCCAGCAGUGACGCUGCUGCAGCUCAGACCAAGAGGGAGAUCAUCGCCGCUCUUGAGAAUGAAUCUGCAAAGCCUAAACUAGCGCCACUUUCCAAACCUGUCGUUUUCUCCAACCGCGCCUCCGGAGAUGCGCUCGUGACCCGUGCAGAGGAGCCCGGCGUCCUUUACCGUCUAGUCACCAAUGAGGAUGGGAAGCGGAAGAAGACUACACCGGAGAUUGGCAGGGGGCCGAGACCGCAAUCGCUCCAACAAGGGACUGCACCACAGCGGCCUGUCCCCACGUCUGCAAACACCGAUCCGAGCCCGGUCACCAGCGAGCGUUCCGGUUCCGACUUUCGAACCUAUCGCCCACAAAGCGCUCAGCACGUCCCUGGUGUUACACCUCGGUUGCGCGAGUCCGUGGCAUCGUUUGAGAGUGGCUCCCAUGGAUCACUGGCUGCUGUGUCUCCGGCUGGCCCACCACCGCUCCCGCCUCGCCCACCCGCGUCAUAUGUGGCCGAAUACAAGGACGACGUUGCUUCGUUGCUGUCGGAGACACCCGACGACGCACAAACUCCUCGUUCACUGCGGAUCAGAGGUGCACGUCGUGUAUCAGGCCCUGACUCGCCGACUUCGCAACCUACGAGCGGACGUACCUCGCGCGCGUCCAUGCAGCUGCCUUUUGUUAUGGAGAGUGACAGUUCAAUGUCCUCUGAACAGUUGAGACGACAUCAUGACGCCGGUGGACCCCCACCAACCCCGCACCGCUCCAUGACGACGCCGGCGACACCGAGCGUGACGACGGUACCGCCCCUGCCUUCAGCCCCCGCCCCAGGUGGCCACCGUCACAGCGCCGCCGAAGGUAUGGGGGGCUGGGUGCCCAUUUCAAGCUCCCCAAAUGCGGUUACCAUGCCCAUUCCGUCGGUUGGGACCCAGCAAUAUCCAGGCUAUCGUCGCACGACCUCGAACGCCUCGAUCACGUCCAUGGCCUCGAUCACGUCUGUGGCAUCGGUGGCCAAGACACCUGCCACAAUGUCCCCGCCACACUCAAACUUGCCGCCAAUCUUUCCUGGUCAGCCUCUAAUGCAGUCACCACCACAGUCCGGCUCGUCGCUUCCAUUCGGCUCUCCGCAUGCGCUCCCAACUGCUUUGCCCACUCCGCAUCCCUAUCGGCCGCAGCAUUCACCGCCCAGUCAACAUGCGUCGGCGCAGCAUCAUCAGCCCAUACCACCGGUCCAUCAGUCGCCACCUGGGCCAUCGCGGACCUUGCAGCCGCUCUUUCACAAUCUGCCGUCCCCGCGCGCUCCGCCACCGCGUAUCAAGGACCAGCUGAUGACGAUUGAGGAUACGUCACCGACUGAAGCGACCGUCCGUCAACCUAGCCCCAGCCGUGAGGCGGCGAUGAAGCGGCGAGAGCUUGUACCUCAACUGGCCACCACCUCGUCGCCGCGCUGGUCAGUGCCGGGUGGCCACCAGCAACAGCAACAGCAACAGCAGCAGCAGCAGCAACACCCAGGACAGAUGCGACAGACAAGUAGUGGAAGCAUUACCACGACUGGUCCUCUGAUCGAUCUGCGGCCUUCGCCGCCUGACCCGCGCCGCAUGUCCCGACCCCCAGAGGUCUCCCCCGACAUUGUGCCUCUCGCGACCCCGUCGAGCACGCUGCUCAACCUCCUCGAGUCCGAUGGGGAUGCGAUUUCGGGCGAAUCGAGUGCACAUGCGGCCGCGAGGGCAGCUACCCAGCAGCGCUUCCAUGCCGAGAUUGAGCAGCAAAAGGAGAUUGAGGCUCAAAUCGCCAGUGGCCGCGCAUCUGCCAUGGGUAUUGUGACAGAGGGCCAGCCAAGUUCCAACAAGGAGGCGCCCAUCCCCCCUCCAUCCCGCAGAUCCAUCAUCGGUUUCCCUGGCGCCACUCCAAACCUGUCAUGGAGCGAGCAGUCAAACCACCCACCAAGUGACCAGUCGAACCGUCCGCUCAGCAUGCAGUCGAACCGCCCGCUCAGCGUGUAUUCUGGACCACCUCCUGGCUCACGCCCUGCAGAGUACCCCGGUACGACCCCACACUUGAUCAUGCCAGUGUCCCACGCACCGACGCCCACGUCUCCCACAAAGCGACGUGCACCUCCACCUCCACCACCCCGUCAGCUGCCUCACCGUACACAAUACGACCCUAGAACGCACUCACCAUUACCCCCUGGCGCAAUGGAAGCCUUCCGACCGCCAUCCCCACAUACACUUGACCCCCAAACUACCAAUCCGGCAUAUGGAGCGCCAAACCCUUAUGCCCCACAACCAGCUGGUCAUUCCGGAUACCCUACGUCAGCUCCUCAUCCUCCACCUCGCCGUCCGCCCAUUCCCGGUGGCAACCAGGUUCCAGCCGCCCUCCCAUCACCGGAUAUGACACAGUACCGUAUUCUGGUUGAUUCGCAAGACGCGUCUACAGUGAACCGCCGUGAACCACCGCCAGUGCCCCCUCCUCGUAACAGCGCGUUCCGCUUAAGCGUGGAUGCCGCCCAGGUGACUGGACACCCAUACUUGACGGCGCCGCGGCGUCGCACCCUCCAGGACGGCCAGUCGUUGUCAUCAUCGACCAGCUCGCUGGUAGACCUGAGCGACCCACCGACCGCCACACCGUCGCCCUCGACUGGGUUCAAUUCACCGGCUCUGCAGACUGCUGCUGGUGGCCGCGGUCUUCCACGCCCUCCUGGUAUACGCGGUCCUCGCGCGCUUCCCCCGAUUCCUGGAUCCAAUCGCGCUUCCCUCGGUGCCUCGAACGGUGUCUCACCAGACCAAAGCACCGCAAACAGCCCUUUGAGCGCCCUGGGAGGUGGUAGCCGGGUGCCAAGUGACCACCGUCCGCCGCCACAACCGCAUACCAACCCGCGGGGCAUGUCCGGCCCAGAAGUGACCGACUUGGACAUCUUCGUCUCGCGACUGGAGGGCAGCGGCCGUGAAUACGAGUUCCUCGGUCCGGCCAAGGACCCCGGCGCGACCAAGGAGGCCAUGGAGACGCUCAUUGCUGCGCCGGUACUCGUCGACAGCAAGCGCACAAACUCGCAGGGCAAAGUAAAGCUCAAGCUCUCGGUCCUCGGCGUGCGCGUCUCCAACUGUCCCAUCUGCCUGUCCCAGUUCCGCGGCACCGACCUGGCGGUGCUGUUGCCCCGCUGUGGCCAUGUGGCGCACGAGACAUGCGCAAAGCGCUGGUUCAAGGAAGGCAAUACCUGUAUGGUUUGUCGCGAGCCGUUGAUAGAGGCGGAUGACGACCACGACAUCAACUGA
Apiotrichum porosum is the source of this 5403-nucleotide messenger RNA. RefSeq lists its product as uncharacterized. The transcript has 5 exons. The record is from RefSeq and is a predicted model, not a curated record. NCBI's taxonomy places the organism in Eukaryota, Fungi, Basidiomycota, Tremellomycetes, Trichosporonales, Trichosporonaceae. Bases 1 to 5403 code for a protein of 1800 amino acids.